Onychostoma macrolepis is the source of this 2851-nucleotide messenger RNA. RefSeq names its product wingless-type MMTV integration site family, member 8b (gene wnt8b). The coding region runs from base 1052 to 2128 and encodes 358 amino acids. Gene Ontology annotation, cellular component: extracellular region. The transcript has 6 exons. Gene Ontology annotation, biological process: cell fate commitment; canonical Wnt signaling pathway; multicellular organism development. Gene Ontology annotation, molecular function: frizzled binding; cytokine activity. Lineage: Eukaryota; Metazoa; Chordata; Actinopteri; Cypriniformes; Cyprinidae. The record is from RefSeq and is a predicted model, not a curated record.
AAAUAGACCAAACAGGGGAUUUAGACAUGAAUUUAGAAAUCUCUUUAUAGUGGCAAAUUCGUUUUACUUCAGUCUCAUGGAAGCCUUUCAGAGCGUAAUCCAAAAACAUCCCUCUGGAAUCUCCCAAAUAACUUUACUAAUCCUAAUUUGCACACGAGAAGAUACGCGGACGUCACAGAAGCUGAACCUAAAGGUCAUAAAGGGUCAGCUAAAGACUAAACUGAGAGAAAAGGUAAAAUAACACUGAAAAGAAUUAUGAAGUCCUCAUGAAAAAACGCAAACACACAAUCGUAUCGAUUAUCCUCAUCUAUGCUACUUCCUGCUGUUUAUUUGAAUCUCUUAAUUCAACUCCUAGCGAGGAUGUAUUCAACUUUGAUGCUUUAAAACGUAGCUAAGUUUAACAGAAUCUGCAAAAAUGAGCAUGUUAACAAGAGCCAUAGCCUAUUUUUGUCAUUCUACUAUUUUUAUUCUAGUAAAUGUUUAAACUAUUUUCAUUCAAUUCAGUAACCUUUCAAAAUCGCAUUUAAACGUACUUCAGUGGAUCCUUAGCAUUACUAAACUGAAUCUAACAUGCUCAUAAACCUGUAAAUUCCUACAAAUAACAUUUGUCGUUUGAUCCAGUAGAUAAUGUCAGUAAUCCCUGAGCUUUAUCAGCCACUACUGUAUCAAACCCUUUCAUGCUGCUCUUGAAAUUGAGUUUUAAGGCACAACCUUAGAGAUGCCAUCCUGAUUUCAUAUUAAUUCACUCCAACUGUUAGCACGCAGGGAGCUCUUCCCAGCUAUUUGUCCUGGAGGAGCCCAGGGUGCCCUUUUGAUCAUUUCAAUCUCUCUCUGGUACAAUAGUUCUGAUUGGCUGAACGAGUAAGAAAAGGGAAAAUCUUUAAUUAAGCAGAUAAUCUCUUGUUGGGAUGAGAGGAGCUCCAUUUCAGAACCCCCUUGGCUCACACAUGAGACCCCCAGCCUCUGAAUUCUGGAUGUAGGUUAUAUAGAGCUCUUGCAGACCCCUCUGCUUUCCAAGGUGAAGAAAAGUCUUCCAGUCGUCUCUCUCAGGAUGUUCAUGCAUUUGGAGGUUUAUUAUUACGCUUUCAUUCUGAUGGCUCACAUGAAGUCUUGCUGCUGUUGGUCAGUGAAUAAUUUCCUGAUGACUGGCCCAAAGGCCUACUUGAUCUACUCCAGCAGUGUGGCCGCAGGAGCUCAAAGUGGGAUUGAAGAGUGCAAGUAUCAGUUUGCGUGGGACCGCUGGAACUGCCCGGAGAGGGCUCUUCAGCUCUCCACCCACAGUGGACUCAGAAGCGCAAACAGAGAGACAGCAUUUUUCCAUGCCAUCAGCUCUGCUGGAGUCAUGUAUACCCUCACCAGGAAUUGCAGCCUCGGUGACUUUGACAACUGUGGAUGUGAUGACACCAGGAACGGCCAACGAGGUGGUCAGGGAUGGCUAUGGGGAGGCUGCAGCGAUAAUGUUGGAUUCGGAGAGGCCAUCUCCAAGCAGUUUGUGGAUGCACUGGAAACCGGACAGGAUGCGCGAGCCGCCAUGAACCUGCACAACAACGAAGUAGGACGCAAGGCAGUGAAAGGAACCAUGCAGAGGACGUGCAAGUGCCAUGGAGUGUCUGGCAGCUGCACCACUCAGACCUGCUGGCUGCAGUUGCCCGAGUUUCGAGAGGUGGGCAACUACCUAAAGGAGAAAUAUCACAGGGCCGUGAAGGUGGACCUGUUGCGCGGCGCGGGGAACAGCGCGGCCAGCCGUGGGGCGAUCGCCGAGACCUUCAGCUCGAUCUCGCGCAAAGAGCUGGUGCAUUUGGAGGAUUCCCCUGACUACUGCUUGGAGAACCGCACCCUGGGCUUGCCAGGAACAGAGGGCCGUGAGUGCUUGAGGAAAGGCAAGAAUCUGAGCAAAUGGGAGAAGCGGAGCUGCAAGCGGCUGUGUGGAGAGUGUGGCCUGGCUGUGGAGGAACGCAGGGCUGAGACCGUGUCCAGCUGCAACUGCAAAUUCCACUGGUGUUGCGCUGUAAAAUGCGAGCAGUGCCGCAAAACUGUCACAAAGUACUACUGUGUGAAGAAAACCAAACGGGUCAAGAACGACAGUGCUAGCCGUAGGAAAAGCUAUCGGUUGAAGAAGAAGCACUAGAGAUGCCAUGAACUGUUUGUUACGGUGGUCCAGAAGUUUUUGUCUCAGAAUACAUCCUGAGCUUGAGAAUGAAGUGAGCUCAAAGGUCCAUCUGAAUGCUUUAAUGAACACCUACACUCUUAAAAAUAAAGGUUCUUAAUUGGCAUCUAUGGUUCCAUGAAGAACCUUUAACAUCCAUUGAACCUCUCCAAUGUUCUUCAUACCAACAAAAAAGGGUUCUUCUAAGAACUGUUCACUGAAAGGUUCUUUAGAACACCAAAAUGAGUCUUCCAUGGAAUUGGAACCGUUAUUUUAAGAAUGUAGAUCUCCAGAGCUGUUAUUUUGAACGCAUUGAUGUAGUAUUUCACUUAAGCAUUUCACAAUUAUUCCCAUAUACAUUUGUAAGAUAGCACUGAACACCGCAUCUAACCGAUAUAUAGCACAAUAGACUGUAAAUAACCUUUUCAUUCAUCAGCAAGGAUGUACUUUGAUGGAUAAUUUAUUGGGAUUAUCAUUUUUAAAGGGGUUUUGAAUUCACUAUCAGGCCACUUCUCCAGCUGCCAUAAGAAUCAUUUCUUGCCUAUUUUUUUCUUGUCUGUUUCCAUCUGUUUUAGAAUUCUGACAAUAGUUUUACCCUGAUACUGUAUAUGAACUGUAAAUAAGAGGAAGCACUUUGUAUAUUGUUAAUUUAUUGCACAGAUACUAUAGUGCUGUUUUUCUAUGAUAGUUUCUUUCUGUGUUUUU